This is a messenger RNA of Pollicipes pollicipes, 1915 nucleotides long. RefSeq lists its product as uncharacterized. The record is from RefSeq and is a predicted model, not a curated record. Lineage: Eukaryota; Metazoa; Arthropoda; Thecostraca; Pollicipedomorpha; Pollicipedidae. The transcript has 9 exons. The coding region runs from base 393 to 1022 and encodes 209 amino acids.
UCGGUGCUGACCGGCGGCACGCCGCGUGUCCGGCAGCAGUCGUCACUUGACAGCAGACCGCCCGCAGCGGCCGGACACACGACGGCGGCGACCGAGACCCGGCGGUCAAGGCCAAGAUCAAGGAGCUGGGACGCCGAGACCGGUGCCUGGGAGACGGCCGACGCGCCACAGUGUUGUGAACGAGCGUACGGGAGAGGGAAGAGACUGCGACAGUGCAGGGACGGAGCGUGUGGGAGAGGGGAGAGACUGCGACAGUGCUGGGACCGAGCGCGUGCGGGAGAGGGGAGAGACCGCCACAGUGCGGGAGAGCGCCGCCGGCCGGCGCCGGCCGCUGGCCGGCGAGGUCGUCUGCUGACCUGAGGUCAAGCCGCGGCCGCUGGCGGUGUGACGAGAUGAGGGACCAGCCGCCGGUGGCGCCGGCCCGGCCUGGGGCGCAGGGCCGCAGCGUCAGCCUGUCGGGCCAGAUCACGCGGCUGCAGCGGAUGAGGAUCCGGGCGGCGAGCAGCGCCGAUGCCAGCCGACCCUCGCCGGAGCCGACCGGGCCGGCCAAGCUGCUGCGGCCACCCCGCCAGAGCUCGACACAAGACGCCGAGGACUGGCUCCUGAUCGACCGGGACACGUAUAUGUACAUGGCGCAGGACUUCACCCACACCAAGACCAUGCUGCACAAGCUGCGCCGCGUGCUGCAGGAUUCGGAGACGUCCAAUCCGUUUGAGCACAGUCUUCAGCCGGGCCGGCGCGGCACGUCGGUGUCCAGCGAGGUGUCGUCGUUAGACGGCAGGGGCAGCGUCGACGGUGGCGCCGACCUGGCGGCGGAGAACGCCGACCUCAAGAAGCAGGUGGCGGCACUGCAGCAGCAGCUGGAGGAGAAAGACCGCACCAUCCACCUGCUGCAACAGCAGAUGUCUAAGUACGCCACGACGGCGCUAGAUGUCAGCACGGUCGCCACUCAGGCCAGCCAGGUGGUGACGGAGGACCCGCACGUGAUCACCUUCCGGAUCGGCCAGCGUCUCCGCAGGUAAAUGAGCGGUAGGACCGGAGCCGCGCGGGCAGCUGACCCUGGGCAGCGCCGGAGGGCUGAGCCCUGGCCCCGGGCCGCCGCGGGUCACGCCGGGCGGCAGCUGCGCGUCCGGGAGCGGCAGCGAACACGCCAAAGAUGAAGACAAUGUGAUGCCGCGGCGGCGAUGCGUUCCCGCCGUGUUUGCGAUGCCACGCCCCUGUGCGUGUAUGUGCGAGUGUGCGUACUGUCGGUUGGCGCUUGCAGGCGAGACGGCCUCACACUGCAUUCCAAAUUUGUCGCGCUCUUUCGAUGUCAGCAUUCCGUGACGUGAGCUUUCCGCCGUGUGUGUUAACCCGCCCCUCGCCCCCGGCUUAAAUUGCCCCGACCGGCGCUCUUUGGUUGCUUGCACUCGGAGGAGGAACGCCGCGGGUUUUGCCUCGGCCCGGGGCCAACGACACAUUCCACUGAAACAGGGUCGCCCUAUUGCGGCACGCGCUGGGUCUCGCGCUCCAGCGCCAGUCGGCCGGGCGCGGUUUGGCGCCGGAGGGGUGUGCGUGCGCGUCGACUGUUGAGGGAAGAGCUUCGCGCGGUGACGAUGACGCCGGGCGGCGCCGCCGCAGGCUCGCCGUCGCUGCCGCUGUGCAAUAGACUGAAGCGGCGUCAGUGACGUCAUCGGCGAUCGUGACGUAACGUCACGGGUGGCCCGCCUCCCGCGGCCGCGCCACGGAGUCGGGUCGUGUGGCCGUCGCGGUCGGGCUCGUUACGGCGACGCCGCGGCGGCAGCGAGAAACCACCGCGAGGCGGCGCUAGCGGCGCUCCUGGCAGCUCCGCAGGCCAGCUUUGUUUUAACGCGCGAUUCGUGUUGGUCUUGGCGCGACCGCCAGUGGCCGCGUGAAAUAAAUAUGAUGCGUGAAG